GCGGGAAAUAACAGCGUGGUCACAGCGUUCAUCACAACACAAACUCAAGAUGGCAACACAGUACGAAAAGUUAAGACAGAAGAAUUUAGAAGAUAACAGGAGGAUCUUAGCAGAGAUCGGAUUAGCAAACCCUUUUAAAGGUUUGCCAAAGGUCUCCCUCAAGAAGGGUGUCUUUAACAGAGCUAAUAAAAGAAAACCAGUGAAUUAUUCUGCUCCUCCUGCCAAAAAGAGGAUUGUAGAAGAUCUAGAAAAUACUGGAUCCCUGAGAGGCAGUAGAAGGAAAUCUGCCCGAAUUCAAGGAAAGGAAGUUCCCACAAAGGAGGAACUUGAGGAGGAGUUAGAAGAGUGGGAGGAAUCCGAGAACCAUCAUCGCCCAGUUGCGAAAAAUAGGCCCAACUUUUAUGGCGCUGUGGAAGAUGUGGAAAUAGGAACAGUGUGGGAAACCCGCAUAGAGGCAUGUAGAGCAGGUAUUCACAGACCAACGGUAGCCGGGAUCCAUGCCGGACCAGAUGGAGCUUACUCGAUAGCUCUGUCCGGGGGUUACGACGACAACGUGGACCUUGGAGAGGGUUUUACCUAUACUGGGGAAGGAGGAAGAGACUUGAAGGGAACUAAAGCCAACCCUAAGAAUCUGCGGACUGCCGCUCAGUCCAAAGACCAGGAGUUGACGCGCGGAAACCUGGCUUUGAGUCGCAAUGUGACCAGCAAUUACCCUGUCCGAGUGAUCCGAGGAUACAAACUCAAAAGUCCCUUUGCCCCCGAGGAGGGAUACAGAUACGAUGGUAUGUACCAGGUGGAGAAGGCGUGGUGCUGUAGCGGUCUCUCUGGGUUUCUUGUAUGGAAGUUUGCAAUGAAGCGAUGCCCCGGUCAGGCCCCGCCUCCUUGGACAAUCUUGAAUGCAGCAAGUCCUUCCAAGGAGAGUGUUAUGUCGGACAAAUCCUCAGAUGUGGGCAAGAGUGAUUCAGGAUUUGACUCGGACGAAACUGGCAGCCAUUUUGGAUCACAGGAAUCAUCCAACAUCAGUUGUCAAGGAAGUGAAGACGAUCAAUCGGUCAAAUCAGAUGUCGAUGAUCACGAAGAAAAUGAAACCAUACAACCAGAGGAAAAGGUAGAAGUGAAUUCAGAAGAUAAAGAGACAAAAACGGAGAAAGAAGAGAAAAAGAACGAAACAGACAUCACUGAGGUGAAACCAGAAACCGAGAUGGAAGAGGAAAAAUCGGACGAAGCUGAAGAUCAUCUGGAUGAUAAGGAAACAAAUUCAGAAAGAUAAGAAAGAGGACACUGUCAACAAAAAAUUGUAUGUUAAAUGAGACAAAUGUGAAAAUGAAGGGUGGGGGGACUGUUUAAACUCAGUACUUGAUAUUCAAUAGAGAUUCAAUUGGAAAAAAGUCUGGAGGAGGGGUUACCUGACAUCUAUGUUUAGAACAGCUUGUGAAAUUGAUUAUAACAAAUCCAAUUCUCCUGAAUCUUGAAUUUGACAUUUACUAGAUUUAAUUGAUGACAUUGUUUUAUAUUGAAGUUACUUGUUUAAAUUGAUGUAGAUUGAAUUGAUGUAUUCAGUUACCAGCUGUAUAUAAUGAUAUAAAGGAUGGUGAAUUCAGUCAAGUAAAUCAUAAUCAUGACAGACCAGAAAUAUUGGGUAUAAAAGCUCUAGUAAUUGGCACUCAUCUGAAUGCAGCGACUCAGUCUUACUUGCUCCUGAGUGAAGGACUAGUGUAAGUGUACACUCAUCCUUUUUUUAUUUUAUUUUAUUUUAUUUUUUUAAUUUCGUCCUUGACAAUUAACAUGCUAUAUGUAUAAAAGGUAUAGUUUCUGUAUUGGAAAGUGUAUGUGAUGUUCAUGUAUGUGAACACUGAAUAUUAAUCUGAUUGGCCAUCACUUACUGUGAAAUCAGAUAUAUUCGUCGGACCCUUUCAUUUGGUUUCCCGACAAAACACCAGUUUGUUGUUGGUACAUGAAGUCAUAGAUUACGAUUACCCGCUCUUACAUAGAAUUACUUUAUAUUGAAUUUGUAAUAAAUGACCUAUGAAUUUGUGAAUGAAGAUUAAUUACGAAAUCAAUGAAAUUAAAAACUCCACGAAAAUUACUGAUUUCAAAGUUACUGUUUGUAAUCUUAUUUCAAACUUUGGUUCAAUCAGUCAGGAAUAAAGUAUGUGUUUUACACAAUACUAACAGGAUCACAUGGGCCAGUGAUAUGUGUUAUACACAGUUUAACUAAUUAGAGUCGUCAACCCAUUUCCCCUAAAGUCAUAUUUGAACCUUACCAAAUCAAAGACUGGGCAAGUCCAAUUAAAAUCUACAGGGGUGAAUGAGUUGAAAGGGACAGGCCUUAUGAUCUGUGGACUAGAUAGCUUUUAGUCAAAGCCUUAUUUACCCUGAGGUCAUUUUCUGCAAAGCCUUGACAAAAAUUCCAAGUUCUUAAAAGGAUCUGCUAGGUUGUAUCCGAAAAACUGAUGCAUUUAGAAAUAAACAAACUGGUUGUUCACUGUAUUUUGUAUGAAAAUGUCCCUGUUAACGUUGAGUUCAAUUAAUAUUUUUGGUACCAAAAAACUUAACUGUUUGUUAAUAUUUCCUUUCUAUUGAAAAUGUUUUCACUAUAAAUGAGAUUCAUCUGUUAGCCCGUUUUGCUGUACAUAUAGAAUGUAACACAACUUUUUUUUAUUUUCUUAAUAUGAAUUACAUGUUCCACUUUAACUUGUAGAAAAAAUAUUGAACUGCAUUUAUUACAUAACUCCCUAUCAUAUUCAAUUUGCAUAUCAUUGUUACCACAUAGCUACAGUCCCUAAGUUUUUAUGAAGAAUUUCCGAACUGUAUUUUACUACUAGCUUAUCUCCCCCUAGUUCAGAACUUAGAAUAACACAUCCUAGUGAUAAAAAUUAUCAGAUUUUUUUUCUUUUCUAAAUAGUUAAAUAUUCUAAAUGGCCAGUCCAUUAUCACAGCUUCACUCAUAUUUCAAUUAAAUGCAGAUAUUGUAACUUCACGGAGGUCAGCUUAAAAUAGAUGGUUUUCCAAACUGGAGGUGGAUGUCAUUUUCAUUCUCCCAAUAUCAUUAUCAUUCAUCCAUCACUGACGGUUGGUAGUUACAAAUCUUCCAGAGUCAUUAUUCAUUACAUAAUCCAUGAUGUUGUUAUUUUUCAAGUUAAACUAUGAAUUUUAUGGGUGCUCCCUGGUAUCGCUAUAAAUGUAUAAUGUUAUGGUGCUCCGUUAUUUUGCCAUCACAGAGAAUUCCAAAAUUGUUUAUUUUGUUAUUAACACAAUUAGUUUUUCUUAAACAAAUUUACCCUGGCAAGUCAAAUUUGUUUUCA
Mizuhopecten yessoensis (Yesso scallop) is the source of this 3305-nucleotide messenger RNA. RefSeq names its product E3 ubiquitin-protein ligase UHRF1-like. Gene Ontology annotation, biological process: protein ubiquitination; negative regulation of gene expression via chromosomal CpG island methylation. The coding region runs from base 50 to 1270 and encodes 406 amino acids. The transcript has 9 exons. The record is from RefSeq and is a predicted model, not a curated record. Lineage: Eukaryota; Metazoa; Mollusca; Bivalvia; Pectinida; Pectinidae. Gene Ontology annotation, molecular function: ubiquitin protein ligase activity.